AUGGACUCGUCAGACUUUGUUGGUAUAUUUGAAGUAUACGAGAAACAUGCAGUAUAUUUUCCAAUUCAACGAAAAACAAUGUUAUUUUAUGGCAUAGCUACGAAUGUGGUGAUACUAUUUGCUUUAUACGUCAUGAAAACAGCUUCUAUUGAGCUGUUGGGGACGUUUCGAGUUCUUAUGUACUGCAAUGUUGUGUUUCCCGCUUUAGAAUGUAAUAUGAUCUGUUUUCUGUUUGUACCGCACAUCAUGGUGCCAUAUCCUGUGAUUUUGAGCAUGGGACCCACCAGACUACUAGGUCGUGAAACAACUCUACUUUAUAGUGUUUUGUUCUGGUGGUUUGGCGCGGGUGCCGUUGUUAGCAUUGCAGACUCAGUAUCACUUCACUACAUAUCAUUAUUUGUUGUCACACCUUUUAGCAUGACAUUUAUUUACUUGAUAAUAAGUGACACGCAGUCAGUCUCAUCGAUGUUAACAGCGGACCCAAGAAACGCUGUCUUUGUGAACGAAUUCGCCGCUAUGCCGGUUUACCUUUUUCAGUCGUUUGGCGUCGAUUUGGGCCUGAUAGCACUACUUCUUAUUUACACUGGCGCAGCAAUCGUUGGUAGUGCAAUGAUAAUCAGGGUAAUUCUACGCAUUCGGUCGAGGAAACACGAAUUUUCCCCAAAAACGUAUCGCCUUCACAUCAACGUGGUUAUUGCACUUGUCAUGUACUGUGUAAUACUAUUUCUUCAAGUGGGCCUUCCCAUUAUGCUGUUCGUCAUCACAGUAGUUUUCAGCUUAUCGUGGAUGACUGCA
This is a messenger RNA of Ostertagia ostertagi, 795 nucleotides long. Lineage: Eukaryota; Metazoa; Nematoda; Chromadorea; Rhabditida; Trichostrongylidae. The record is from the annotation of a GenBank genome assembly.